CUCCUGCCCGCCUCCGCCUUCGGAGGCUGACGCGCCCGGGCGCCGUUCCAGGCCUGUGCAGGGCGGAUCGGCAGCCGCCUGGCGGCGAUCCAGGGCGGUGCGGGGCCUGGGCGGGAGCCGGGAGGCGCGGCCGGCAUGGAGGCGCUGCUGCUGGGCGCGGGGUUGCUGCUGGGCGCUUACGUGCUUGUCUACUACAACCUGGUGAAGGCCCCGCCGUGCGGCGGCAUGGGCAACCUGCGGGGCCGCACGGCCGUGGUCACGGGCGCCAACAGCGGCAUCGGAAAGAUGACGGCGCUGGAGCUGGCGCGCCGGGGAGCGCGCGUGGUGCUGGCCUGCCGCAGCCAGGAGCGCGGGGAGGCGGCUGCCUUCGACCUCCGCCAGGAGAGUGGGAACAAUGAGGUCAUCUUCAUGGCCUUGGACUUGGCCAGUCUGGCCUCGGUGCGGGCCUUUGCCACUGCCUUUCUGAGCUCUGAGCCACGGUUGGACAUCCUCAUCCACAAUGCCGGUAUCAGUUCCUGUGGCCGGACCCGUGAGGCGUUUAACCUGCUGCUUCGGGUGAACCAUAUCGGUCCCUUUCUGCUGACACAUCUGCUGCUGCCUUGCCUGAAGGCAUGUGCCCCUAGCCGCGUGGUGGUGGUAGCCUCAGCUGCCCACUGUCGGGGACGUCUUGACUUCAAACGCCUGGACCGCCCAGUGGUGGGCUGGCGGCAGGAGCUGCGGGCAUAUGCUGACACUAAGCUGGCUAAUGUACUGUUUGCCCGGGAGCUCGCCAACCAGCUUGAGGCCACUGGCGUCACCUGCUAUGCAGCCCACCCAGGGCCUGUGAACUCGGAGCUGUUCCUGCGCCAUGUUCCUGGAUGGCUGCGCCCACUUUUGCGCCCAUUGGCUUGGCUGGUGCUCCGGGCACCAAGAGGGGGUGCCCAGACACCCCUGUAUUGUGCUCUACAAGAGGGCAUCGAGCCCCUCAGUGGGAGAUAUUUUGCCAACUGCCAUGUGGAAGAGGUGCCUCCAGCUGCCCGAGACGACCGGGCAGCCCAUCGGCUAUGGGAGGCCAGCAAGAGGCUGGCAGGGCUUGGGCCUGGGGAGGAUGCUGAACCCGAUGAAGACCCCCAGUCUGAGGACUCAGAGGCCCCAUCUUCUCUAAGCACCCCCCACCCUGAGGAGCCCACAGUUUCUCAACCUUACCCCAGCCCUCAGAGCUCACCAGAUUUGUCUAAGAUGACGCACCGAAUUCAGGCUAAAGUUGAGCCUGAGAUCCAGCUCUCCUAACCCUCAGGCCAGGAUGCUUGCCAUGGCACUUCAUGGUCCUUGAAAACCUCGGAUGUGUGCGAGGCCAUGCCCUGGACACUGACGGGUUUGUGAUCUUGACCUCCGUGGUUACUUUCUGGGGCCCCAAGCUGUGCCCUGGACAUCUCUUUUCCUGGUUGAAGGAAUAAUGGGUGAUUAUUUCUUCCUGAGAGUGACAGUAACCCCAGAUGGAGAGAUAGGGGUAUGCUAGACACUGUGCUUCUCGGAAAUUUGGAUGUAGUAUUUUCAGGCCCCACCCUUAUUGAUUCUGAUCAGCUCUGGAGCAGAGGCAGGGAGUUUGCAAUGUGAUGCACUGCCAACAUUGAGAAUUAGUGAACUGAUCCCUUUGCAACCGUCUAGCUAGGUAGUUAAAUUACCCCCAUGUUAAUGAAGCGGAAUUAGGCUCCCGAGCUAAGGGACUCGCCUAGGGUCUCACAGUGAGUAGGAGGAGGGCCUGGGAUCUGAACCCAAGGGUCUGAGGCCAGGGCCGACUGCCGUAAGAUGGGUGCUGAGAAGUGAGUCAGGGCAGGGCAGCUGGUAUCGAGGUGCCCCAUGGGAGUAAGGGGACGCCUUCCGGGCGGAUGCAGGGCUGGGGUCAUCUGUAUCUGAAGCCCCUCGGAAUAAAGCGCGUUGACCGCCGAA
Messenger RNA from Homo sapiens (human), 1929 nucleotides. RefSeq names its product dehydrogenase/reductase 13 (gene DHRS13). The record is from RefSeq and is marked validated. Lineage: Eukaryota; Metazoa; Chordata; Mammalia; Primates; Hominidae. Gene Ontology annotation, cellular component: extracellular region. The coding region runs from base 136 to 1269 and encodes 377 amino acids. The transcript is spliced from 5 exons.